AAGUAAUUGAACUAGGUCUUUGGUCAAUGAUUCGUUACCGUAUUUCAGACGAACUUUGAAGAAAUGACAAUGGAUCAACUUGAAAGUGGUUACUUUUCCAAUGGAGAGAUCUUCAUGGGAUUGAAAUUUCUUUACCAUCUUACCAAUACCGAGGACUACGAACUGAAGUUCAUCUUGACUGAUCAAGAUAAUUAUUCUGGAGCAGCUGGCUACGACUCUUUUCAAAUUCUGAAUAACCAUACCUAUGCGUUCAGUAUUGGAAGUUUCGUAGAAGAGCCCAUUUUUGCUGGAGACUCAUUCAGCGUUUACGCCGGAGUACCAUUCUCAACGCCGGACAAGGAUAAAAGCAGAAACAAUUGUGCUAAUAGCACUGGAACGUCUGGCUGGCUACUUCAGGAUGACUAUUUAGAGGCAUGCACGCGAGCAAACUUGUUUGCGCCCCAGACAAAAGAAAAUAACUCGUUUGGUGGCGUGACAUGGGGCACAUUUAGGGGUCACAAACAUCCUUUGUCAAGACUUUGGCUGAAAGUUCGACCCAAGGAGUUUCCAACCAAAAUUGCAUCACCCUUUCCCAACAAAGCUGAAAUAGAUGCUUGGUAUAAGACAGCUUUGACAACAGAAUAUGGAACAAAAUAUGCGUACUAUUGUAAUGAUGGGCGUAAAUGGAGCCCACAGACUCUCGACCAACCGCUUUACACGUGCCAGUGGAACCAAACUUGGUCUAGAAAUUAUGACAUGACCCACCAUAAUUGUGAAUGGUAUAAGUGCACUCAUCCACCUCAAGUCAAAUUACUUGGUCCUGACUUUAUAGUCCUAACCUGGAAAUAUGACUCAACUGGACUGGAUAUUGGACAAACACUUCAAGUUCAUUGCAAAAACGGAAAGAGGAUUAAAGGUAACCUAACGCGCCGAGGUGUGGAUGUAGAAUGUGGUCCGGAAAAUUCAUACAUCUUCCCAAAGAACAAGAUGACUUGUGUUUCAAGUACGUUGAUCAAUCCAAGACUUGCACAAAAUUAAAAAAAUAAAUUAAGAAUCAGGUGAUCAAUAACAGUGGGAAUGUAUCACUUUAUUGCUACCUUUUUAGGCAUUAUUUAAA
This is a messenger RNA of Tigriopus californicus, 1096 nucleotides long. RefSeq lists its product as uncharacterized. The transcript has 7 exons. The coding region runs from base 64 to 1017 and encodes 317 amino acids. Lineage: Eukaryota; Metazoa; Arthropoda; Copepoda; Harpacticoida; Harpacticidae. The record is from RefSeq and is a predicted model, not a curated record.